UACCUUCUCCCGUCAAUAAUUCCGGUCGUUCCGUUUCUAGCUGAUCAGUAUGGUGAUGGAAGUUAGAGUGGAAGAGACAUCUGUUGUCAAACCGGCAGAAGAAACACCAAAAGUGUGUUUAUGGACGUCAAAUUUCGAUCAGCUAUGCGUAGUACACGCACAAGCUGUGUACUUUUACAAGCCUCCGGAAUCAACAGACGACGGUUCAUUGUCCGGAUCUAAUGAUUUCUUCAACUCUGCUGUACUCAAGGAUGGUUUAAGUAAAGCUCUGGUCACUUACUACCCAGUUGCUGGGAGAUUGAAGAGAAAUGAGUCUGGUAGAACUGAAAUAGAUUGUACUGGUGAAGGUGCUAUUUUCAUAGAGGCAGAAACGGAUUCAUUUAUGAAGGAUCUUGGCGAGUUCACUCCUAAUGAACAACUUGCGCCUGUCUUUCCUAAACUUGAUUAUAGCGACGACGAUAUCUCUUCGUAUCCACCAUUUCUGGUUCAGGUAACUCAUUUUAAGUGCGGUGGUGUUUGUGUAAGUACAGCAUUAAGCCAUAUAUUAGUCGAUGGAGUCGCCGGAAUCAACUUCAUCAAUACAUGGUCAGAUCUAUGUGAGGUGUUGAAGACACUAAAAAACCAGUCCCUUUCUUUGAUCGAACGUUAUUACGAGCUCGUGACCCACCGAUAGUUUCUUUCCCUCAUAUCGAAUAUAAAUUACCCUCCGUCGACAUACCUGCUACUUCACCCUUACCCAAAAUCGCAAUUGCCAAGCUCAAUCUCUCAACCAUGCAGGCCAACCAACUGAAAUCCAAAUGCAACAAGGACGAGUACCGGUUCAGUACGUACGAAGUCAUGGCAGGACACAUAUGGCGUUGUUUAUGUAAAGCACGCUAGCUUAAAGACGAUGAAGAAACCACGAUCUCGAUCCCGCUAGACUGUCGUUCCCGUUCACGUCCUCCUCUUCCGGCUGGUUAUUUCGGUAACGCCAUAUUUGACAAAACAGUAAUAGCAUUUUCAGGUGAUAUUGUCUCAAAACCAUUAAGUUACGCCGUUAAUUUAAUACACGAGACGUUUAGGUCGUAUGGAAAUGAUGAGUAUCUCAGGUCAGCCAUUGAUUAUCUGGAACUAAACCCAAGUUUCCGUACCAUUGUCAAAGGUAAGGGAUGCAAUUUCAGACUGCCAAUAUAUGAAGCUGAUUUUGGGUGGGGAAAACCAAUUUAUAUGGGUCCGGGUGUGAAUAGGUUUGUGGGUCGAACUUUUCUGAUACCAAACCCGCCGGGAAGUGAUGGUGGCUUUUUCUUGAUUAUUCCUUUGGAGUCUGAAUAUCAGAUGAAUAUUUUUAAGAAGAGUUUUUAUGAUAUUUGAUUUCUUCCUGACUUCGUAAAAGUUGCAAUGGGGAUUCUUAGAUCUCUUCCUGGUUUCUGUCUUAGAUUUUUUUUUUUU
Messenger RNA from Papaver somniferum (opium poppy), 1428 nucleotides. RefSeq names its product shikimate O-hydroxycinnamoyltransferase-like. The record is from RefSeq and is a predicted model, not a curated record. Gene Ontology annotation, molecular function: acyltransferase activity, transferring groups other than amino-acyl groups. The transcript is spliced from 2 exons. The coding region runs from base 50 to 673 and encodes 207 amino acids. Lineage: Eukaryota; Viridiplantae; Streptophyta; Magnoliopsida; Ranunculales; Papaveraceae.